Eucalyptus grandis is the source of this 2445-nucleotide messenger RNA. Its product is annotated as disease resistance protein RUN1-like. The transcript has 6 exons. Lineage: Eukaryota; Viridiplantae; Streptophyta; Magnoliopsida; Myrtales; Myrtaceae. The coding region runs from base 1 to 2445 and encodes 814 amino acids. The record is from RefSeq and is a predicted model, not a curated record. Gene Ontology annotation, molecular function: ADP binding. Gene Ontology annotation, biological process: signal transduction; defense response.
AUGGAUUCAGGGGUUGGAUCAAGUACGGCUAAACACGUGGGCACAAAACAAAGAAUCGUCAAAGUUGAACCAGCAAAGGGUGAUGUGUUCCUGAGUUUCGGAGGAUACGAUAGUUUUGGAUUUGCUGGUAUCCUCUACCGCUGCUUGACAGCUUACGGAAUUCGCGUUUUCAAAGAUUGCGGAACCCUACGUACUACCAAAGAGCUUCCGUCAUUGGUCUACAGGUCCAAGAUCUACGUACCUAUCUUUUCCGUGAAAUACGCUCAUAGCCCUCGGUGCCUUGACGCACUCGCACUCAUGGUAGAACAGACGUCUGGUCCACGUGGGAAGAAAGAGAUCUUGCCCGUUUUCUAUGAUGUGGAACGGUCUGAUGUGCAGUUGAUAUCAAUUUACGGAGAAGUCCUGAACAUGCACAGGCGGAGAUGGGGCCCUAACCAAGUCACGCGGUGGCAGAAUGCUCUUGUAAAGGCUGGUAAUGUCAUUGGAUGGGAACGAAGCGCAUAUCAAAGUGAAGGGAAACUUAUCACAUCCAUGGUUGCAAAUAUUUUGCGCAAGCUGAUAGAAGAGCACAAUUAUGUGCCUGAAGAUCUAUCCACUGGUGAUAAUCAGAUGUUAUCUUACAGGACCUCGGAGCUUGCAGACAGUCAAGAGUCGAAAAUAAUGGAAUUAUUGGAACUGGAAGUAAAUGACGUACGAAUUGUUGGAAUCCAUGGGAGAGAUGGCAUUGGAAAGACUACUCUUGCCAAGAUUGUAUAUGACCAAAUAGCCAUUCGCUUUGAUGCUUGCAGUUUUCUUGCGGAGAUUGAAGAAACGACGCAGCAACCUGGUGGUGUUCAGUAUCUUCAAACCAAGUUGAUCUUUGAUAUUUUGAAAAGAGAGUAUGAGGUUACUUCUGCUUUCAAAGGAGUACGAUUUUUUAAAGAAAUAUUUAGGAAUAUGAAAGUCCUUAUUGUUCUCGACGAUGUGGAAAGGGGGUCUCUUCUCAAGGAGUUCAUAGGAGCUAAGCUUGAUUGGUUUGGUUCUGGAAGUAGAAUAAUUGUCAUCUCAAAACAAAGAAGCAUUCUUCAAGGCUUUGUUGAUCGAGGGUUGGCUCGUACUUAUGAUGUCAAUCCAAUGGAUGAUAAUCGAGCUUUCGACCUUUUCUGGCAGUAUGCAAUGGAAAUGAGUUUUAAACAAAAUCCAUAUGUUGAAAUUGCAAACAAAAUAGUCAAGGCUGCAGAGGGACUUCCACUACAUAUCAAAGUUUUUGGUUCUUUUUUGCAUGGUAAAAGACUAGAAGAAUGGUAUAAAUUCAAAAAACUCGUACAACAAUAUCAGGAAGAUUGCCACAAGAUUCUGAGCAUAGUUUAUGAAGCAUUAGAUCGAAUGCAAAAGCAGAUGUAUCUUGAUAUUGCAUGUUUUCUCCCAGAUGUGGAUUGUAAGAUUGCCUCAUAUAUGUGGCAUGGUGAGGAUUGUCCUCAUGAUGAAAUCGAGGUCCUUCGUUGUAUGUCCCUAAUAGAAAUGGAAGAAAAUAAAAUGGGAAUGCACAGGUUGCUAAGGUGCCUCGCCAGGGAGAUUAUCUGCAAAGGUUUCCAUGAUCCGGUAACAGGCGUUGGAUUGUACAUUCCUGCCAUAGCCCAGGACACGAACAAGGGGAAAAAGGGAACCGACCAACAUAACACUGAAGUGGCAGGUUUUGAGAUCCCACCCAACACGACGUUUCUCAGCUUGGAUCGCACCAGUGUUGUUGGAAAAUUUGCAGAUGCCUCAUUGAACGUUCGGUGGCUUCACUGGCAAGGGUGCCCUCGAGAUUUUAAAGCAAUCGCCAUUCAUUUAGAAAACCUAGUUAUUCUUGAUCUUUCGUGGAGUAAGGUUACAGAAUCCUGGGAAUGUUGGAAAGGAAAACAGAUGGAGAGUUUGAAAGUCUUGAAUCUUACAGGUUGUGCGGACUUAUUAGUUACCCCUACCUUCUCUUGUUGCCCAAAAUUGGAGAUACUGAUUCUUGAGCAAUGUUCUCGAUUGGUUCAUUUAGAUCCUUCAAUUAAUGAUUUGAAGCUCCUGGUUACCCUGAAUUUGAAGUUCUGCACCGUACUUAGCAUGUUGCCAGUGGAAAUGGGUGGGAUGAAUGCUUUAAGAGAGCUCCUGAUCGAUGGCACUUCCGUACGACAACUUCCUGAGUCGAUAGGCAAAUUGGUUCAGCUGCAAAUUUUUAGUGCCACUAACUGCAUCUCAUUGGUUCGUGUUCCUAGUUCAGUUUUUGAACAUAAAGCUCUUUCAGUGCUGGCCUUGGAUGAUGCAAAAAUUAUUGAACUCCCCUAUUCCAUUGGAGACUUGAAGGAACUUCGACGAUUGUCUUUGAGGAGUUGUUGUGGGCUAGGAGAGCUUCCAGAGUCGAUCGGCAAAUUGGCCGACUCAUUAGUAGAGUUGGAUAUCUCAGGGAAUUUCCUUGUUACAUUGGAGAUUUAA